Molecule: messenger RNA, 892 nt
Organism: Ooceraea biroi (clonal raider ant)
Lineage: Eukaryota; Metazoa; Arthropoda; Insecta; Hymenoptera; Formicidae
Gene: mRpL40
Product: mitochondrial ribosomal protein L40
Cellular component (GO): mitochondrial ribosome; mitochondrial large ribosomal subunit
Source: RefSeq, a predicted model, not a curated record
CUACAAAAGUUAUCUUGUCAGCACUGAUUUUGUCAUUUGGUAACAUUGUGAUGUUUUGAGUGCGAGGAGGUUAUUCGACAAAAAUGAGCAUUCUUAAUUUAUUACCAGCAUUUUCACGAUUAUCCGUACAUACCAUAUCCAACGUGCGAAAUAUUUCAGCAUGUACUAGUCCGUUAUACUUUAGAGUGAGCGAUGCUCUUUUAGGAGAACCGUUAAAGAAAAAGAAGAGAAUAGAUCCCAUGAUUAUCAAGGCACGAGAAGAAAGAAGGAAAAAAAGGUUGGAGAAACAAAUAAAGAGAUUAGAAAAAUAUGUUAAACAGCUGAAGCCGAUCGACGAGGUAGAAGUACCACUUAAGUUAAUGGACGAAAAAGAGCAAAGGUUGCGAAAACCUCCAUCAUUGUCAGAAGAAGAAAUGGAAUCUAGAAUUAUAUUGCAAAAGGAAUGGACUAGAUACAAAUAUCGGCAAUAUCUAGAAGAUGCGCAGGCAAUAGAUUCUAUACUUUAUUCACAACAGAAAGCGCUUGAUGAACUCAGAGCGGAAUCGGAAGAAUUGUAUCAAGAAGCAAUACAAAUGGACCUGGCGCUUUUACCACAUACAACCAAAGGCCCAGUAAAGACACCAGUAAUAAAGAAUUACGACAGUCCUGAUGGAGAAUAUAUAAACACGACUCGCAAGUUUGAGGGGGAGGAAUGAAAGUUCGAUGCUGCAAAUUUUGCUCUAUGUCAGAAAAGUUGUACAAAUGAAGCAUGUAUUUCCGAAUCAUCUAAUGAAAUUCAUACAUGUUUGACAAUGUUAUGCGAAUUUAGAAGUAUAUAGAAAGCAACAGCAAAUAAAUAAGCAAAUGUUUUAAUAUAAAGUGGAAAAAAUAUAUGCUUUCCUUUGCAAGAGGA